Strongylocentrotus purpuratus (purple sea urchin) is the source of this 2696-nucleotide messenger RNA. RefSeq lists its product as uncharacterized. The transcript is spliced from 7 exons. The coding region runs from base 257 to 2488 and encodes 743 amino acids. The record is from RefSeq and is a predicted model, not a curated record. Lineage: Eukaryota; Metazoa; Echinodermata; Echinoidea; Camarodonta; Strongylocentrotidae.
GUUAUUAUUAUUAUUCAUAUGUUGUGUCAGGUCAGGUGUUAGUGCGUCUUUGAUUAGGAGAUCCGAAGCCAGUGAGGUGAUAUAUCUCCUCUUUUUUUGUUGGUUUCAGGCAGCCUGUUAUCUUUCGAUAGGUGUGGUGUCAAGCUUUUUCACAUGGGCUGAUCUGCUCGAAACUGAUGACAUGCAGAGGGCAACAACUGUAGUUUGUACAGUUUUGGGGUCAGCGCCAUAGUGUGAAAAAAAACAAAGCAGAAAGAUGGUACCUCCGUUGUUUCUGUCACGAAGGAGGCCAUCAGACCAGACCAAAUCUGACUCCAACUAUUACUCUUUCUACAACAUCAAAAAAACCAAACUGUCUGCCAGAUAUCCUUUCUUGCCAAAGAAACAGAUCGAGAGGAAGAUUAAGCACCUCUGGGAGAGAGCUUCGGCAGAGAAACGUGCAACCCUUUGUCUCAAAUCGUCAUGCACUACUGCUAAAUCUUCCUUCAAAGGUUCAAUACUCCAAGGACUUUGCAAAAAGAAAGCUCCUCUGGACCAGAUCAGCUCUUAUGGUGGACAUCUCAGUGAUGGAAGCCCUGCAAGUGUUGCCGGUUCAUGCCCGGAGUGUACCCUUUGUUCAAGCAUCAAAGAUCCACGGUCUCUAACAAGCAGGAAACGGACUCUCAGCUCUGCAAAGAAGCAUGUCUCAACUGGAAGGGCAACUUUCAACUUAGAUCAGUCAUCACCACCAUCAAGACCAAACACCAGAAGCUCCAUUCGUGAACAGCAGUUUAAUGAAGGAAGAGUUGAAAAGACGAAGAGAGAGAAGAGCAAAUUGACUGAGGAUGUAUCACAAGGUCAUAUGAAGAAAAGAGAACUGUCUCUUGAAGAGAAAAAGAUGUACGAGUUUGAAGAUGAUGGUGCCAGAUCACAUGUCCCUUCCGUGACUAAGGUGCCAGUGAAAGGAGGUAGUAUGACACGAUUAAGAGCUGGAGUGACAGAACAUGUGUUUGAUCCGGAACAGUACAACCUUGAAAACACUGUGAAUUCCGGAAUAUUCAUUGGUGACAAUCAGUCUCCCACCAUGACACCAGGACAUAGACCACAAGACUCUACCGAGAUGAGAUUGAAUGGUAAAUCUCCACAAAAUCUUGGUAAUGGGAAAAAAAAUUGUGGCAGAAGGAAUGCUAAGAGCACCAAGAAUCCUAUCAUUAGUCUGGGAAAAGACCAAGAUGUCAAGGGAAGUUGCAAACCCAAUGUUGCAGCAAGAGGAAAGAAAGAUGAUGUGCCUUCCACAAUUGGUGACAUUGAUGAUGAUGCGAGGGAGGUACCAUGGAUAGUGAGUGCCCGCCGAGACAGUUCCUCAGAUGAAGUCCAGGACAAUUCUGAUGAUGAUGUUGGCAACGAUGCCUUUUACGAGUACUACCACAAAAGCAGCAAUGAAAGUAGUGCCCAAACUUUGCCUUCUUUGUCUCAAGAAUCUGAAGAUAUCUCAGGCAGUCAAUACGAGAACAAAAUCUUGUUCAGCUGGAAUGGAGUCUGUUUCAUUAAGCAGAGUUCUGGUUUAGGAACACACACACCAACACACAGCCAACUGUCACUUGCUUCAAUGGAUGCAUCUGAGGUUAUGUCAAUGUCAUCAACCAAGGCCAGCUUGUCACCCGACAGCCCUAAAUUCGACUUCGGAUUCCCAGGAAAACUGAUGACCUCCUCAACCCAAUGGUUCCAGACACCACCAGAUAUCAAAAUAGAAUCACCAAUGUUACAGAAAUGGAAGAUGCGUCUUCAAGAUGGCAUGACCAUGGAAUCAUCCAAGAGCUCUAGACAUCAUGGACUUGAUGCAGAUAAACCUUGUAGAGUAGAAGAUGUGAAGCAAGCUCUAAUGGUGAUUGUUUCUCCUAGUAGGAAGAGGAAAAUGAAAGGUGAAGGAGGAGAAGACAUCGUUUCCAUAACUACUGCAAAAAAGACCAAAAAGAACAAUAACCAGAAACUGGUAUCACCAAAGAAGGCUGUAGCAUCUCAGGGUGCUUCUUUGGCGACAUCAUCAAACAAAAGAGAUGUCUUAGUAGAGACAAAUUCAAAACCAAACAAUCCAGCACUGAAGACAAACAGAACCAAAGUAGAAAAGGAGGAUCAUGCAGCAACAGUAAAAGUGAGAAGAUCAGGAAGAAUGAAAACAAAGGAAAGCAUGUUGAAUGGGUCCCUGACUGAAGAAGGCUGCGCUGCUGAGGGAGGCAACAACAGUCUAGGCAUAAAAUAUUCUCUGAAGGUACCGCAACCCAAUCGCAAAGUAGAGGAUCUUCCUCAUAAGAACCGCAACACUAAAAGAGAAAUCAAGGUAUCUUCUCAGAUGAUGUUCCAGAGUGAUGGCAUUCUUUGUGAUCUUUUCCAACCAAAUAGAUCAUCUCAGAAGAGAUCAUUCAACUCUCCAAGUGAGACAGAGUUCUGUCAGAGUUGUACGGAUCCUGUUUCGAGCCAUUUGUUCCUGGAGGAAAACUUCUUUCUCUAAGAUCUUACCAUCGAGUUCAAAUGACUUUUUAUUUGUUCAACAUUCCUGAAAUAGUCUUGUAAGGAGGAUCGAACCAAUUUUAUGUAAAACUAAUUCCAGUUUACACUGUCGGUCACAAAGUUGGAAUAUUUUUUUUAACCCCAAUUUAUGGAAUGAUUUUGACAAUGAUUUAUUCCUAAUAGAUCUAGAUUCUCAGAUAUUAUUGAAU